AUGUUCGCCGCUUCUGCUGAAGCAGCGCUGAGCUUCACGUCCGAGGCGCAGGCCGGGACGGCACUACCGACGGCCAGCGACUCGUUCGUGUUCGACGGCUCCACGUCCGACAUCGCGCGCCAACUGUACCUGCGGCACGCUGCAGGUGAGACCGUGGACCCCGUGCGCCCCAACACGGUGCCGGCGGCCGUCACGGCCAGACUGGCGCCGCUCAACGUGUCGUACGAGGACCUGCCGGGCAUGCUGCAGCGCGCGCUGCUCUGGGACUCGGGCUACGUCAUCUCGCCCGACAACGACGCGGUGCAGAUCUGGACGCUCGGAGGCCGGUCGAUGGCCAACUUGGCCGUGUCCAAGGUCGAGUACUUCACGACGGGCUGCACGGCGCUCUGGUGCGGCCAGCCGGACAACACGACGUACAACGCCAACGAAUUCUGCUCGGGAACGCAGAUGCUCACGGCCGCCAAG
Molecule: messenger RNA, 465 nt
Organism: Phytophthora sojae
Lineage: Eukaryota; Oomycota; Peronosporomycetes; Peronosporales; Peronosporaceae
Exons: 1
Source: RefSeq, a predicted model, not a curated record